AUGARUUUGAAAGAUGCCAUCAAAUUGAGAGCACAGKUAUUUAACAGACAAACCGGUCAUCCCAUGGAUUGUAURGAGUAUUACAUUACGUGUGAAMUKCUAUUAGAAGUGUUAGAAUGUGUCCGAUAUUUGMAUGAAUUGAAUCCACCGGUCAUUCAUCGCGAYCUCAAACCCGAMAACAUAUUGAUUGCUAAUGAUAUCCGAAACGGACGGUUCAUUAAAUUAUGUGAUUUAGGAUUACUGACUGUUCACGAAAUGAUAUCACAGAGUCAUACGGCAGGUGUGGGAAGUCCUAAAUAUAUGUCACCCGAAGUCAUAAGUGGUCGCAAAUAUGAUACCAAAGCUAAUGUCUAUAGUAUUAGUUGUAUUAUUGAAGAGUUAUUCGAUACGGAUGUCAAUGAUUGUGUUGAUAAAUAUCUGCAAAACAAUUGGAGUGAAAAAUUCAGUAAAUUAUUAGAUAUUAUUAAUGAAACAAUGAAAYCAAGAUAUAUGGAUAGACCUACUUGUGCUSAGAUUAUUGAACAAUACAAUCAAUGGUCAAUCGAUAGCUCAGUUAUCUUAAAUGAUAUCAAUUUCAAUGAAAAACUACAACAAAUCAAACACAGAGAACAGGAAAGUUCGUUCAGUGKACAGGUAUUCGGAGCCAGAAUUUUGKRAAAUWUUCUAUACAUWUGUUUGCAUCAAAACUAA
Molecule: messenger RNA, 690 nt
Organism: Oppia nitens
Lineage: Eukaryota; Metazoa; Arthropoda; Arachnida; Sarcoptiformes; Oppiidae
Product: serine/threonine-protein kinase phg2-like
Exons: 2
Coding region: 1-690 (229 amino acids)
Biological process (GO): protein phosphorylation
Molecular function (GO): protein kinase activity; ATP binding
Source: RefSeq, a predicted model, not a curated record